Molecule: messenger RNA, 2358 nt
Organism: Nicotiana attenuata
Lineage: Eukaryota; Viridiplantae; Streptophyta; Magnoliopsida; Solanales; Solanaceae
Product: zinc finger protein ZAT9-like
Exons: 1
Coding region: 666-2174 (502 amino acids)
Source: RefSeq, a predicted model, not a curated record
GCCCCUCUCAAAGUUUGAUUUUUUUACCUUCUCAUUUAGGAUUCUUGAAAUACUGAACACUUAGGGUAUCUCUCUUUGGUGUGUUUAUUUGUGUGUGUGUUUGUGUGUGAGAGAGAGUGAGAGACAGAGAUUACAUGAUAUUGAACUCAGAGUCAUUCCUACUUCUCAAAAAGUGCCACAUCUGAGCAGUUUAUUGUUUUUUUUUUAUUCAUAUUGCUUGAGCAACACUUUGUGAUUUGUGUCCUACCCCAUAGGCCAACUUUUGAGCUCUUUCCAAGUUUUGUUUUUUACCCCUUCCAUUUCUUUACUUUGAUCUGGGGUUUUAAUUUUGCUUCUUGUCUAAGUUCCUUUGAUGCUAUAGAGCAAUAUUUUGGGUGUUCUUGAAAUGUGGCACUGUGGUAUGAUUUGAGCUUUGCAAAAAUAUUUCACUUGUUUCAUUGUGGCCUAUUGUUUGUUUAUUGCUCCCUUUUCUGUUCCGGAAGCGAGAGUCUGUUGGAAACAACCUCUUUACCCUAGUUAGGUAGGGGUAAGAUCGGUAGCGUACAUACUACUCUCCUCAGACCCCACUUGUGGGCUUGUUGUUGUUUCUUGAUUUUCUAUUCUUUGGUUCUUCUUUGAAUUUGAUUUGGUUCACUAGUACUAGAACUUAACCAAAAAAAAAAAAAAUGGAAGAAAAUCAAGAUUUGAAGUUUGUUUGCAAGUUGUGUAACAAAAAGUACCCUUGUGGGAAGUCACUUGGGGGCCACAUGAGAUCUCAUGUACUAACAAAUUCAGCUGAAUUUGAUGAAAAAAUUGAACCCCAACUUGAAAAGUUGCAAUCUUGGAAUAGAGAAAAUCAGCAUCAAUCAAAAUUUGAACUUGGUGGAAAUUCUGGUUAUGGCCUAAGAGAGAAUCCCAAGAAAACUUGGAGGGCUGUAGAUUCAACUUCUCCUUUACCUCAAGAGAAGAUUUGUCAACAAUGUGGUAAAGUAUUUCAAUCACUUAAAGCAUUGUGUGGUCAUAUGGCUUGUCAUUCAGAGAAAGAUAAAGGGACUAGUUAUUCAGAUACUGAAGCUGAGGAGGAGUUAAGGUUGAGGACAAGAUCAAAGACUAAGAGGUACAAAAGAAUUGUGGUUAAGUCUUCUGUUUGUUUAGUUAAUGAUAAUAAUACUAUUAAUAAUGGUUCAUCAUGUGUUUCUGAGAUUGAUAACGAACAAGAUCAAGAGGAAGUAGCAAAGUGUUUGAUGAUGUUGUCUAGGGAUUCUUGGAAUUGUGUUACUUCAUUUGUUGAGUCUUCUGAUAAUAAUUCUGUUGUUCUGGAGACCAAAUCAUCCUCUACUGACAUGAGAUUUACUAGAAAGGAUAGACUGAAAUUGGUUUAUAAUCAAGAUGAAACGCCGCGAACCAAGAAAAAGGAAGAUAGUAAGCUGAAACUUAGUGUUUUGGAUGCUGAAGCUGAGUCUGAGAACUCUGAUUCUGCAUACUUUUUAGAUGAAAAUACUAUAGUUGAAUCGGAUGUCUCUGUCGAUGGAUUAUAUAGAAAUGGUAAUAACAAAUGGAGCACCUCUAAAAUGAGUGAUACUGUUUGGUGUGAUGAGUCUUGGAUUGAUAAAGAAAAGGGCUUAAAUAGAACUAAAAGAUAUCCAACAGAGUCAAGAAGCGAAUAUGAUGAUUACCGGAUAGCUUCAUAUUUUGAUAAAUGUGAAUCAAGAAAGAGAAUUAAGAAUAGUUCUUAUCGUCUGGAAUUAGAGAAUGAGUCAUUUAAGAAGAAGUAUGAGUGCUUGAAUUGCAAGAAGAAUUUUAGCUCGUAUCAAGCUCUAGGUGGACAUAGACCUUGCCAUAAAAAGACGAAUGCUUAUAUCGAAUCAAUAAAUGGAAGUGAUGAGAAUAGCGUUGAUGCUGCUGAUUGCGAUAACAAGCAUAGGGAGACUUUAAGCAGUAGAAAACCGGCUUCUGCAGAGAAAAAGAGUAAGCCUAAGAAAUUCAAAGGACACGAAUGCCCAUUUUGCGACAGGAUUUUCAAGUCUGGUCAAGCUUUGGGUGGCCAUAAAAGGUCCCAUUUUAUUGUUAGUACUGCACAGAACAUGAAUCAAUCUUCACCUGUCAAGAAAGACGUCGACGAUUUACUUGAUCUUAACCUUCCUGCUCAGGUUGAAGAUGAGGAUGAUGAGCACGCGCACCUUGUAUCUUGGUAGUUGGUGACAAACAAGGUUACAAGAAGUAUGACCAUUUUGGCCGCGAGAUCAUUUUUCAAUUGGCAGAGAUAAUGCUAGAAUGUAUAGGCAAUUUUGCAGCCACAGUUUCUUCAUUUUUUGAUGUUAUAGAGGUAGUAGUUUCAUUCUUGCUGAUCAGUUAUAUGAACCUAACAUUUCCUUCUGA